Molecule: messenger RNA, 240 nt
Organism: Clunio marinus
Lineage: Eukaryota; Metazoa; Arthropoda; Insecta; Diptera; Chironomidae
Source: the annotation of a GenBank genome assembly
AUGGAAAAUGAAGGGAAAUUCACAAAUCAUGACACUCAAAUCAUCAAUAAAAAUUGCAUGAAAAAAGAAAUUGAAAUCCAUCAGUAUGAUAAUGCAAUAAUGUCUCCUUCAACGGUCGGGAAGUGUGAUGAUGAUAAACAGAAAUUAAUGAGAUUAAAUAAACUUUUAGCAUGUAAUUUUAUUACUGUUAAUAGUUUGGAAGUUUUCAAUUGCAUUCAUCUGAAUUCUUCUUAUAAAUAA